GUGAGAAAAAAAACUCGCCCCGGCAGUCAGACGCGCGUAAGUUUGCGAGUAGAGGUUGCAUCCUCGGCCCGCUUCCCCCUCUCUCUCUCUCUCCGCUUGCGUAAUGUAUUCCUGCAGAAGAAGCCGUAAAGUGUUAAAUGUUUGAAACACAAACCCGCCGUGUUUCACAUGCUGAAAAGGGACUCCGCUACUCGCGGCACUGCUGCGUCCGUGCAAUAGACUCUGCAAAGAAAAACUCCUCUCGCACGCCUGCAAGUCCGUGACUGCAAAAAAAAAAAAAAAAAGGGGGACGCUGAAAAAGCUUAUUUUUUUCCACUUUCAAGAGAAACGCUUUAAAAAAAAAAACCCAAACUGGCGCACGUUGUUCCCAACCAACCCAGUUUGACAGCUGCUCUUCAGCCCGCUUGGAGGACUGUCAGCAGCAAGAGGAUGGCAUCAGAGCUGGCAAUGAGCAACUCCGACCUGCCCACCAGUCCCUUGGCCAUGGAAUAUGUUAAUGACUUCGAUCUGAUGAAGUUUGAAGUGAAAAAGGAGCCGGUGGAGCCCGAUCGCACCAUCAGCCAGUGCAGCCGCCUGAUCACCGGGGGAUCCCUGUCUUCCACCCCGAUGAGCACGCCCUGCAGCUCGGUGCCUCCUUCCCCGAGCUUCUCCGCGCCCAGCCCGGGCUCGGGGAGCGAGCAGAAGACGCACAUAGAGGAUUUCUACUGGAUGUCCGGUUACCAACAGCAGCUGAACCCGGAGGCGCUGGGCUUCAGCCCCGAAGACGCGGUCGAGGCGCUGAUCAGCAGCAGCCACCAGCUCCAGUCCGGCUUCGAUGGCUACGGCCGGGGCCAGCAGUUCCCCGGGGCCGGGGCGGGGGGCGCCAUGGCCGGGGAGGAGAUGGGCUCCGCCGCGGCCGUGGUGUCGGCGGUCAUCGCUGCAGCUGCAGCCCAGAGCGGAGCUCCACACCACCACCAUAAUAACCAUAACCAUAACCACCACCAUAAUAACCCACACCACCAGCACCACCAGCCCGGACAGCCCAACGGCGGCUCCGGCGCGGCGCACCCGCACAUGCGCCUGGACGAUCGCUUUUCCGACGACCAGCUGGUCAGCAUGUCCGUGCGGGAGCUGAACCGGCAGCUGCGGGGGGUCAGCAAGGAAGAGGUGAUCCGGCUGAAGCAGAAGAGGAGGACCCUGAAGAACAGAGGCUACGCGCAGUCGUGCCGCUUCAAGCGGGUGCAGCAGCGGCACGUCCUGGAGGGCGAGAAGACGCAGCUGCUGCAGCAGGUCGAGCACCUCAAGCAGGAGAUCUCCAGGCUGCUGCGGGAGAGGGACGCCUACAAGGAAAAGUACGAAAAGCUCAUCAGCAACGGCUUCCGAGAAAACGGAUCCAGCAGUGACAACAACCCUUCGUCCCCGGAGUUUUUCAUGUCAUCAAGAAAAUUCCUCCAUCUGUGAUUUCACGCCACCCUCCUCCAUACCUUUGGAUCCUUGAGAUAACCUAACGACUGAGCAGCAUAGACACCAGAGCGGCUGACCAAUCGCAUCUACAAAGAAACACCAACAAAGCACAACAUUCAAAACCAAGAAUAACAGACAAGACCAUCUAGAACCCCUUCAGAAUCUCCACAAUGAAAUUCUUAAAAGCCUAGUUCCUCUGGUGUCUCUCCUUGGUAUUUUCCUGCAGCUUUUUUCGCUUUUUGUUUUUUGUUUUGUUUUGUUUUUUGUUUAUAUUUUUUUUAUAGAAAACUUGGAAAAAAAAAGAAGAAAAAAUCACAGACUCAUAACAAUGACAUGAUUGACAAUGCCUGAUAAAUACAUUUGAAAGACUAUUUUCUCUAUGGCGGGAAACUCAAUGAUGCAUGCUUCUGUAAAUAAAUCAUCAUAAAAUCACUAUUCUUAUUCCUAAUAUAGGAAUCAUACCAAGCCACUGUCACCAAAUCCAUAAACCUUCGGUACUGCGGAUAGAGUAUUCAUGGUUCAGUAUUUUCCAUGUGAAAAAAGUAUUCUUCAGAGUGAAUGAAAUUUUCAUUUCAGUUAUAUUUUCUUUAGUCUUUGGCGUCAUUUAAACUGUAAAAAUUGUACUUCUUAUACUUCUUAUUCUCUUUAAAUAAGGGCCUAGUCUUCCUCUCCAAUAUCCAAACUACUACAUGUAAAUAGAGAUGAAUAAGGUGAACAGCAUGUACCAGACUAUAGUGUAUAUUUACCACCUGUUAUACCACAAAUCUCAGUAUCUGGACAUUCCAGAGAACCUUUUUCAAAAGUUUUAAAAUACGUUAACAUGUUUUUUCUGAUCGCAUAAGACAUAGUCCCAGGUGUCUGUACGCUUUUCCUAUGAAUUUGAAUAGAUGAAUAAAAUCAUUAGCAAUUUCAUUAGGUUUUAUUAGGUGAUGACCAUACAAGGAAAUUCUUAUCAUUUUAUCAGUCCACUGGGAAAGGGUGAAACUGAAGAGGAAAGAAAGCAAGCCAUGAGUCUGACUUAGCACCUUUAACAAGUAAACGCAAUAUUUAAUAUAUAAUUUGAUGUUGAAAUUAAAAGAUUUCUUCCAGUAUUUAUCACAGGUAGUUCACGUUGCAAUAACCACUCCCAUCCCUUCAAUGCCAAUGUUUCAAGGUUGUUAUCAAUUUGGGAGGAACAUGUUUUUAUUUUGUUGCAUGAUUUGAAAAAGUGCUCCAGUCGUGAAGCUACACAUGGAGGAUGGAAAGGAUACCUCAGUGACUGCAAUGUAAACAUGAGGACUCUGAUCUCUGUCUUCCAUUAAAAUAUGAGGAUAACCACAUGAACUGACAGAUAACUUGACAAGCAAACAAAGGGAUGACCUCAAAGAUUAGCCCCUUAAUGGUGAAGACGUAAAACUUUUGGACGGAAAACAGGGGAAAGACUAACUUGCUGAACACCUCACCUGCACCAUUCGCAUCUUCUACCUCUCAACGUGCGCCACGCUUCAAGGAAUCCAUGUUUUAUCAGUGACUCCCUUUAUUAUCCCUACACUUUCUCUACUCCAUGUCCCUAGAGAACCUUCAUGAGGAAAGUUCAGCGCUGAAUGCUACAUGACAUUAAAGAAAACAUAACAAACGUUCACUCUGAGACAAAAACUCUCAUUGCUAUGUGCUGUUUAUAUGUACAGGGUGAUCAGUAUGCUUUGUUUAAGAUGCUGCACUCUGCGUGUUAAUUUGUAUAUGGUACAUGAGGACCUUCAGGCAGUCAUUUACCUGACUAUCUAAACCAGUGUCUGGGUCAGCCAAGUCCCAACCAAGUUCUUUGUCAGCUUUACAUCUCUGUUUUGAUUUGUGAGAAUGAACAAGAGCGUAAUACAAAAGGGGCUUAUGCCUCCUGUGUAGAUUGUAAAAGCUUGUCUUCCAUAAAUGGUAGCUCUGAUAAGGUGUAAACCUUCUAGGGUUUACACCUUAUGUCAGACUGAACCCGGCCACAGCCAACAUGGGGACAGGGGUAGACGGAGGGCAAACUGGGGUGCUCCACUUAAGUGGCAGCUCACAAAGUGUCAUGGGGCAUCCUUGCAGCAACUGUAUACAUCCUGUGUCACAAGGAUAUUCCACAUGUCUACAACCUUACCCACUCACAGAGAAGUCCAGGAAGAGAGCAGAGGGACAACGCAAAGGCUCGUCAGAAUCAAUAAAGAGAAAAAAAACAACAUUUACAGCAAUUAUGUUGUACUAUUCUACUAUUAUGACCAAGUACAGCAUAUUUUUUUCUUUUCUGAUGUCCUCAGAGAGCUCAAUAACCCCUUGACCUAAAAGUGUUAUACCCUCAUGCGGCUAUCUGGGCUGAAAUGACCUCACGUCCUGUCUGAGGUUAACUUUGUGUUAAUGAGCAUGGCCCUCAACUCGACCAGAUGUUCAGCCUUGUGGUUAAAUACCUGUUACCCUCUGUGAUCCUCUAAUGUCUCUGCAUCUGUGCGCUUUCUGGACACACAUGCAGAAACAUAAAGUGAAAAAUCUUGUUGAGCAACGAAAGAGUGAGACACCUUAACUUUUUAGAGCAGG
Molecule: messenger RNA, 3987 nt
Organism: Cololabis saira (Pacific saury)
Lineage: Eukaryota; Metazoa; Chordata; Actinopteri; Beloniformes; Belonidae
Gene: mafa
Product: MAF bZIP transcription factor a
Exons: 3
Coding region: 430-1440 (336 amino acids)
Biological process (GO): regulation of transcription by RNA polymerase II
Cellular component (GO): nucleus
Molecular function (GO): RNA polymerase II cis-regulatory region sequence-specific DNA binding; DNA-binding transcription factor activity, RNA polymerase II-specific
Source: RefSeq, a predicted model, not a curated record